Molecule: messenger RNA, 3886 nt
Organism: Sciurus carolinensis (gray squirrel)
Lineage: Eukaryota; Metazoa; Chordata; Mammalia; Rodentia; Sciuridae
Gene: Il22ra1
Product: interleukin 22 receptor subunit alpha 1
Exons: 7
Coding region: 86-1816 (576 amino acids)
Molecular function (GO): protein binding
Source: RefSeq, a predicted model, not a curated record
GCCAGCUGCCAGGGCGCCAAGACUUCACAGCCUGCCCUCUGUGCAGGGCCCGGAGUGGGGCCCCAAGGGGUCCCAGGCAGGGCCGAUGAGGACGCUACUGACCAUGCUGGUGGUGGGAUCCCUGGCCGCUCCCAUGGCUGAGGACGCAGCCCAUCUUCUUCAACACGUGAAAUUCCAGUCCAUCAACUUCGAAAACAUCCUGACGUGGGACAGCGGGCCGGGGAGCGCCGGCGACACCGUCUACAGCGUGGAGUAUAAGACGUACGGGCAGAGCCGGUGGCUGGCAAAGGCAGGCUGCCAGGGAAUCACUCGGAAAUCCUGCAACCUGACCCUGGAGACGGGCAACUUCACCGAGCCCUACUAUGCCAGGGUCACAGCCAUCAGCCCUGGAGGCCGGUCGGCCACCAAGAUGACCGACCGGUUCAACUCUCUGCAACACACUACCAUCAAACCACCUGAUGUGACCUGUGUCCCCAAAGUGAGAUCCAUUCAGAUGAUUGUCCAUCCCAGCCCCACGCCCAUCUACGCAGGAGACGGCCACCAGCUAACCCUGGAGGAGAUCUACGACCUGUUCUACCGCUUAGAGCUCCAGGUCAACCAGACCUACCACAUGCACCUUGGAGGGAAGCAGAGAGAAUACGAGUUCCUUGGCCUGACCCCCGACACGGAGUUCCUGGGGACCAUCACGAUUUUGGUUCCAACCUGGUCCAAGGAGAGCGCCCCCUACGUGUGCCGGGUGAAGACGCUGCCGGAUCGGACGUGGGCCUACUCCUUCUCAGGCGCCAUACUGUUCUCCAUGGGCUUCUUGGUGGCUGUGCUCUGCUACCUGAGCUACCGAUAUGUCACCAAGCUGCCUGUGCCUCCCAACUCCCUGAACGUCCAGCGCGUCCUGACGUUCCAGCCGCUGCGUUUCAUCCAGGAGCGCGUGCUGAUCCCCGUCUUUGAGCUCAGCGGGCCCAGCGGUCUGUCGCAGCCCGUCCAGUACUCCCAGGUGGUGGUCUCCGGGCCCAGGGAGCCCCCAGGAGCCGCACAGCUGCACGGCCCGCCCGAGAUCACCUACGUGGGGCAGCCAGACAUCUCCGUUCUCCAGCCCGCGAGCGCGACGGCUCACCAGACACUCUCCCCACCGUCCUACGCCCCAGAGGCCACCCCCGAGGUCAGGCCCCUGUCCUACGCUCCUCAGGUAGCCCCUGAAGCUAAAGCCCCACGCUACGCUCCGCAGGCCAUCUCUAAGGUCCAGCCUCCUGCCUGCACCCUGCAGACCACUCCAGACAACUUGUCUGCUUCCUACGGGGUGUGCAUGAACGGCGCUGGAAAAGACUCCCCCCCGGGGACACUCUUGAGUCCCAAGCACCCCAGGCCUGAAGGACAGCUCCAGAAAGAGGCUCCAGCUGGGAGCUGCCUCCCGGGUGACUUCGCUCUGCAGGGAGUGGCCUCCACGGCCCUGGAGGAGCCCCAAGGGGCAAAGACGUUCCACCAGCCUCUGGGGGUCUGCGCUGACGGAGGCCCUGACCUGAGUGGGGGGCCAGGGACACCAGAGUACCUAAGGGGCCAGCUCUCCCUCCUCUCCUCUGUCCAGAUCGAGGGCCACCCCGUGUCCCUCCCUUUGCACACUCCUACCCUCUCCUGCUCACCUUCAGAUCAGGGACCCAGUCCCUUUGGCCUGCUGGACUCCCUUGUGUGUCCCAAGGACGAGGGUCUGGUGUCCAGGGCUGAGGCCAGGAGCCCAGCCCCUGGGGCCUCAGAGCAGGACCUGCCCACCGAGCUGGGCUCGCUUUUUGAGGCGCUGGCCCUGACUGUGCAGUGGGAGCCCUGAGGGGAGCCGGCGGCUGGGAUUCCUUCCCUCCCCGCGCGCCGCCCCUCGGCCAUCGACCCCCACCCAGCCCUGCUGCACGCUCUGCAGCCGCCCAGGUGGGCGCCCUGGAAAGAACCAGAGGAGGCAGGGCCCCAUGGGAGCAGGAGACCAUGCUGAGGACGCCGGCCAGAGCAGCCCAGGGCGCAGAGAGGCGUCUGCUCCCCUGUGAUCGCCCAAGCGGGAGAGGGCCGCACCGAGUCUGGGUGGAACCGGAAUAACUUAUACUUCUGCCAAGAGCGGAGGCGGCACGGUGGCAAGACUACAGGGAAGGGCGCGGUCUGGGGUUCGGUCCCCCGGGCCCCCCACCCAGAACCGCACCAUGUCCUCUGCUUCAUGUCCUUUGCUGGAGGUUUUACCCCAGUGAACUGCAGGUCCAACUGGCAGGAAGCCUCAGGAACCUUUCCUGCAAGCAGGAGUUCCAUGCUCUGUCCUGAGAACAGGGUUUGAAAGGAACGUGGGGCCAUCUGGACCCUGAAGAGGACAUGAAGCAAGUGGUACUUACUUCUCAACUUUGGAGACUCAGCUUUGGGUUCAGCCCAUCCGGGUUCAAACUCCCGCCUCACCACUUAGUAGCAGGGUAACUUCAAGUUAACCAAUCAUUGCUCAACACCUCAGUUUCCUCAUCUGUAAAAUGGGGACACCACCACCUACCCACAGGGUUGUGGCGAGGACGUUGAUGUCUGCAGUAGUGCCUGGCAUGUGGACCGUGCCCAAUGAAUGGUAGCCAUCUCCUGUUGUGAUUUUUAAAACACCUGGUGGCACAAGAGUGACUCCCUCAGUUCAAGUUAGACUUCAGAUCACCUGGAAUUUUGUCAAGGGUUCAGAGGAUCCAGAUUGCCCCAGGGUUGCUCCAGGCCAGGCCAGAGGGCUGGACUCUCCAGAGUGGACCACGGGCGGCCUACAGGGCCUUCUGGAAACAGCCCAGAGACAAAAGCUGCAGAACCCUCUUCCUGAGGCUGCAGGCAGGUGGUUUCUGCAGCAGUAAAUUCCGAGGGCCUCCUCUGCACCCCGUUCCCGGUCUCCAACACGGCCCCCCAGAGCCCAGGCUGCUGGCCGUGGGCUCCUGGCCCUGCAGCAGCUCCCAGGAAGGGAGGGCACCGUCUGUGCUCCAGGAAGGUGCCAGGGCCUCGCUCAUCUCAGACACCCUUACGAUGAGGAAACCGAGGUCCAGAGAAGGGAAGGGACCCACGCAGGGUCCCCCGCCCAAGACCCCACUGUGGGGGCGCGACAGUCAGUGUCAAGGCUAGGGCUUUUUGCCUGCUCAGGAGAAGGAACUUCCAAACUUGUCUGGAUGCUUGGAGGAUGAAACUAAUGGGGUGUAGGGAAGGAAGGACCCGCUAAAGGGGUCCCAGAGGAAUAAGCAACCCCUGGCCACCCUCCUGCCCCAAACUUUAGGGAAAUAGGCCUAAGGUCCAGUUGCCCGGGUGUGACCCUUUCCAGGGUGCCCAGUGUCUCUGCCACCUUCUCUUCCUGUCCCUCUCCCUGCCUGGGACAAGGUGACAGACAGCAUUGUUCUUAUCUGUGUGAAAUUAAUAUUUAACAUCACUGCAGAGUCACUGGCUGGCUAUCUCUGUAACAGAGGGGACGAGUCGCCCUCCUGAGAGACUCGGCCCCAACACUGCAAAUAAGUCUACUUCCUGUCCCUCGAGGCACCCGUGGCCAAAGGUCAGCUGUCUUUACCUUGUUUACUAGUGAAAAACAAGGGAGCAGCAGCUGGUCGUUCUCACCAGGUCAGUGGUGGGACAGGGAGCCAUGGAGGUGGUUUCUGGUGUGGUCGGAGUUGAGGGUUUCGUCUUGUUUUGGGGGGACUGGGGAUGGAACCCAGGGCCUUGCACCUGGUGAGAAAGUGCUGUACCCCUGAGCGACACCCCUGGUCCCCAGAGAGGUUUUUAAAUGAAGAGCCACAAGCACCUCUCCCUACUCACAGGACAUGUGGGGUGAAAAUGGUUCUCGGAGGGAGGAGUCCAGCCAUCUGGGGAAAGAGGUGGUUGUCUCCCGUCCGUGGCUCUCCUCAGGCUAACGCAGUCCCCA